Messenger RNA from Oncorhynchus keta (chum salmon), 2237 nucleotides. RefSeq names its product proteasome assembly chaperone 3-like. Bases 222 to 590 code for a protein of 122 amino acids. Gene Ontology annotation, biological process: proteasome assembly. The record is from RefSeq and is a predicted model, not a curated record. The transcript has 3 exons. Lineage: Eukaryota; Metazoa; Chordata; Actinopteri; Salmoniformes; Salmonidae.
UUACGAACAACAGCAGCAGCUGUAGCAGAAUACUGUCGGAUGUUUUAGUGCGGCCUCGGCAUAUCCUAGGUCUGCUUGCCGAUAUCAAAUGCCACAGCAGCGGGGCGAAACUUUGGCUCUUCAGCCUGCAUUAGCCCAAUAGAAGGUUAUCUAACCCAAAACAUGUCUGAGAUUCUGGUUGUUGUAAAAGAGAGCUUGGUCAAAAUGACAGAAAGAAAACCAUGUCAACUCAGCCUCUCAUCAGAUCAAAGCAGACCGAGAAAUCAAUCAAUGGAAUAUCCACACAGGUUGUUUGCACAGAAUUCAGUAACUACAUAUUUAUAGUUCUCACACAGUAUGGAAAAAUUGGCACUUUAGUAUCAGUCACACCUGACUCCAGAUCCGGUGAUAUCAGCACUUCCAUGUUCACCACUAAAGUAUUGCUGGGAAAAGAAGAGGCUUUGACACACGUCUGUGCCAAAAACUUGGCAACAUUUGUGUCACAAGAGGCAGGCAACAGGCCUGUUCUACUGGGGUUGGCACUGAAGGACAGUUCCAUAGAAGCAAUAAAGGCCAUGAAAGAUGUAAUAAAAAGUUGUCAAGUCUGGUAACUACUGGUACAGGGAACAAGCAACAGAAUAGCCUACCUGGAAAGACAAUUUAAGAAAAGAAAAAUACACUUAACACAUUUUUUUCCUCAAUGUUUUUCCAUCCUUUAAUUAUGCAUUUUGUUGUCUGUUGUUACUUCUAAGCAUGAUGUGGUAAUAAAUGCCAUAUAAAUUGGAAGUUUAUGCGUUAUAAAUGCCUAUAGAAUUUGCGGGAUUGAGUGGGAGCCAAUGGUCACAAACUGAUUCUGUUUGAGAUAACCAUCUCGAUUUUAAAGCCACACUCUGAAUACUGUUAGUGCACAACUAACACAAAUAUAAAUAAAGGAGCAAAUGCAUCUCAUUCCCGUGAAAUUCACAUACAAAAUAGCAUUUGAUUGAUUGCUAUGAUAUAAAAGUUUGGGGUCACUUAGAAAUGUCCUUGUUUUAAGAAAAUAAUAAUGUGUCCAUUAAAAUAACAUAACAUUGAUCAGAAAUACGGUAUAGACAUUGUUAAUGUUGUAAAUUACUAUUGUAGCAGGAAACGUCAGAUUCUUUUAUGGUGUACAGAGGCCCAUUAUCAGCAACCAUCACUCCUGUGUUCCAAUGGCACGUUGUGUUAGCUAAUCCAAGUUUAUCAUUUUAAUAGGCUAAUUGAUCAUUAGAAAACCUUUUUGCAACUAUGUUAGUACAGCUGAAAACUGUUGUGCUUAUCAAACACGCAAUAAAACUCACCUUUAGAGCAAGAGGACAAGUACAUUAGAGUGUCUAGUUUGAGAAACAGACACCUCACAAGUCUUCAACUGGCAAGCUUCAUUAAAUAGUACCCGCAAACACCAGUCCCGUUUCGGGAAGGCUACCCGAAACCUUUGACCCAAGUUAAACCAUUUACAUUUUUUAUUUUAUUUUUAUUUCACCUUUAUUUAACCAGGUAGGCUAGUUGAGAAUAAGUUCUCAUUUGCAACUGCGACCUGGCCAAGAUAAAGCAUAGCAGUGUGAACAGACAACACAGAGUUACACAUGGAGUAAACAAUUAACAAGUCAAUAACACAGUAGGAAAAAAAGGGAGUCUAUAUACAUUGUGUGCAAAAGGCAUGAGGAGGUAGGCGAAUAAUUACAAUUUUGCAGAUUAACACUGGAGUGAUAAAUGAUCAGAUGGUCAUGUACAGAUAGAGAUAUUGGUGUGCAAAAGAGAAGAAAAGUAAAUAAAUAAAAACAGUAUGGGGAUGAGGUAGGUAAAAAUGGGUGGGCUAUUUACCGAUAGACUAUGUACAGUGGCAGCGAUCGGUUAGCUGCUCAGAUAGCAGAUGUUUGAAGUUGGUGAGGGAGAUAAAAGUCUCCAACUUCAGCGAUUUUUGCAAUUCGUUCCUGUCACAGGCAGCAGAGAACUGGAACGAAAGGCGGCCAAAUGAGGUGUUGGCUUUAGGGAUGAUCAGUGAGAUACACCUGCUAGAGCGCGUGCUACGGGUGAGUGUUGCCAUCGUGACCAGUGAACUGAGAUAAGGCGGAGCUUUACCUAGCAUGGAUUUGUAGAUGACCUGGAGCCAGUGGGUCUGGCGACGAAUAUGUAGUGAGGGCCAGCCGACUAAAUGCAAUGCUACCAAAUACUAAUUGAGUGUAUGUGAACUUCUGACCCACUGGGAAUGUGAUAAAUGAAAUAAAAUCUGAAAUUAA